This is a messenger RNA of Syngnathoides biaculeatus (alligator pipefish), 1445 nucleotides long. Its product is annotated as D(4) dopamine receptor-like. The record is from RefSeq and is a predicted model, not a curated record. Lineage: Eukaryota; Metazoa; Chordata; Actinopteri; Syngnathiformes; Syngnathidae. Gene Ontology annotation, cellular component: plasma membrane. Gene Ontology annotation, molecular function: G protein-coupled receptor activity; dopamine neurotransmitter receptor activity, coupled via Gi/Go. Gene Ontology annotation, biological process: adenylate cyclase-activating adrenergic receptor signaling pathway; adenylate cyclase-inhibiting dopamine receptor signaling pathway. The coding region runs from base 13 to 1152 and encodes 379 amino acids. The transcript has 4 exons.
CAGGGGGAGAGGAUGGAGGUGACGGAGCCCGGCGUCCCCCUCGGGGGGUCUCCCCCCGCCCCCGCGGACGCAGGGCCGGCGCAGGGCUACAACGCGGCGGCUCUGGUGCUGGGCGUCCUGCUCAUCGUGGCCAUCGUCGGCGGCAACGCGCUGGUGUGCGUCGGCGUGCUGACCGAGAAAGCCCUCAAGACCACCACCAACUACUUCAUCGUCAGCCUGGCGGCGGCCGACCUGCUGCUGGCCGUCCUCGUGCUGCCGCUCUUCGUCUACUCGGAGUUCCAUAACGGCGUGUGGACGCUGAGCACGGGCGCGUGCGACGCUCUGAUGAGCAUGGACGUCAUGCUGUGCACCGCCUCCAUCUUCAACCUGUGCGCCAUCAGCGUGGACAGGUUCAUCGCGGUUCUGAUCCCGCUCAACUACAACCGGAAGCACGUGGACCCGCGGCAGGCCGUCCUCCUGUCGGCCACGUGGGUCCUGGCCUUGGCGGUGGCCUGUCCCGUCAUGCUGGGCGUCAACGAGGUGGCGGGCCGCCGCCCCGGCGAGUGCAAGCUGGAGAACGCCGACUACGUGCUGUACUCGUCCGUGUGCUCCUUCUUCAUCCCGUGUCCCGUCAUGUUGCUGCUCUACUGCGGGAUGUUCCGCGGCUUGCGGCGCUGGGAGGAGGCGCGCAAGGCCAAGCUCAAGAGCAGCAUCCAAGCCUGCCGCAAGCUGCGGGAGGCCAACGCCGCCGCCGCCUCGCUCCCGCCCCUGGCCGGGCUGCCGCCGCUUCUGCCGCCCGUCAUCGAGCGGGAGGCCGCCGCCGCCGCCGCCCCGACGGCGAGCCUCGCCCGGGGGACGCUCGCCCCCGAGACCCGACGGAGGAGCAGGGCCAAGAUCAACACUCGCGAGAGGAAGGCCAUGAAGGUGCUGCCUGUCGUCGUAGGCGUGUUCUUGUUGUGCUGGACGCCGUUUUUCGCGCUGCACAUCGUGCGCGCUCGCUGCCGGACUUGCGAGGUCCCGCCCGCCGCCAUGAGCGUGGCCACGUGGUUGGGCUACGUCAACAGCGCGCUCAAUCCCGUCAUCUACACCGUCUUCAACGCGGAGUUCCGACGCUAUUUCAAAAACGUCCUGCGCCGCUGCUGCUGCUGCUGCUUACGUUGCGGCGCCGCAUGAGCGAGACAUUUUGGGUUUUGUUUUUUUUGGCUCGGAACCACUUCCGGACUGGACCGCUUUCUUUCUUUGCAAGCUUUCCCGCAAAGAAGCUGAAGUUUGUCAGAGCAGAGCGGAACGAGGCAGACGCGCGCCACACGCAGAAAUGUAUUUUCAAAAAUCAAGCUCAUCUUUUCACAAUAAAAGCAUUUGUGACAACUUUGCAUCUUAUUCUUUUAAAUCAAUUUGAUUAAGGAUCAAAAUUAAGAGAUAAAAUCUGAGUUUUUUUUUUUUUUUUUUUUAAAUGGUAAACUGAA